Messenger RNA from Elaeis guineensis (African oil palm), 1695 nucleotides. Its product is annotated as protein PIN-LIKES 2. NCBI's taxonomy places the organism in Eukaryota, Viridiplantae, Streptophyta, Magnoliopsida, Arecales, Arecaceae. Gene Ontology annotation, cellular component: membrane. The record is from RefSeq and is a predicted model, not a curated record. Gene Ontology annotation, biological process: endoplasmic reticulum to cytosol auxin transport.
CUAUUGGGGAGAUUUGGAUCACCAUUUAUUGGCGUCGCAAAGAUCUUUAUUGGCGACUGCGUCGAAACUAACCAGUUUGCCAAGAAGAAAAGUUUGAAUCUUCCAUCCUCAAAAAAAGUUUGAAUCGUCCUCUUGUUGAUGGUGGGCUUCAAAUCUUUACAACAAGUCUUAAACCCAUCUCCAGUAUCACCUAAAAUCCGAGAAAGGGAGAAUGAUUUUCGCCGCCAUGGAUCAAAUGAAAAACCGACAUGAGGACUUAUUGUCGGCCGUGGUGCCCCUGAUGAAGCUUUUGUGCCUCACGGUCAUUGGCCUCAUACUUGCCCACCCGAAAACCCAAAUUGUGCCAAGAGCCACCUUCAAGCUCCUCAGCAAGCUUGUCUUUGCUCUCUUCCUUCCCUGCCUCAUCUUCGUCCACCUCGGUGAGUCGGUCACUCUUAAUGAUGUACUGCGCUGGUGGUUUGUGCCUGUCAACGUGCUUAUCAGCACAGCCAUAGGCUGCGCUCUUGGUUACAUUGUUGCAAUCAUAUGCCGGCCGCCGCCCCAAUUCUUCCGGUUUACUGUGAUCAUGACUGGAUUCGGCAACACUGGGAAUCUUCCAAUUGCUAUUGUUGGAUCGGUUUGCCAUAGCUCAGACCACCCGUUUGGACCAGACUGCCAUAGGACGGGCAUCGCCUAUGUCUCUUUUGCCCAAUGGGUUGCAGUGAUUCUUGUUUACACCUUGGUCUAUCACAUGAUGGAGCCACCUAUGCGACAUUAUGAGAUAGUCUCAGCAGAGAACGAGAUAGAAGAGGAACACACCAGUAAUAUUAGCAGACCUCUGCUUCAUGAAGCUGAAUGGCCUGGGAUGGUAGACAAGGCGACAGCACAUUCAAAGACACCAUUUAUUGCUAGAGUCUUUAUGAGCAUUUCGGGCUCGUCGCAGAACACUUUUCCAGACCUUGAUUUAACUGAGGAAGGAGGUGCUGGUGUAGGGCCUAGCAGUCCGAAGUCCCUUAGAUGUUUGGCAGAGCCAAAGGUUGUUCGACGGAUGAGAAUUGUGGCUGAAGAGACUCCAAUCCAACACAUUAUGCAGCCUCCAACCAUUGCUUCUCUUUUGGCGCUUAUAGUAGGGAUGGUUCCCAUAUUUAAAGAUUUUGUAUUUGGGAUUGAUGCACCACUCUCUUUCUUCACAGAUAGUUUGGAAAUUUUGGCAGGAGCAGUGGUUCCCUCAGUGAUGCUGAUUCUUGGGGGAAUGCUUGCAGAAGGUCCUAAUGAUUCAGCUCUUGGUACCAGAACUAUGAUUGGGAUCACUGUAGCAAGGCUAUUGGUGCUUCCUCUUGUGGGGAUUGGUGUGGUUGCUUUGGCAGACAAAUUGAAUUUUUUGGUUCAAGGAGAUCAAAUGUACUGCUUUGUACUUUUGUUGCAGUACACAACGCCAAGUGCUAUACUGUUGGGGGCCAUUGCUAGCUUGAGGGGUUAUGCUGUCAAGGAAGCUUCGGCGCUCUUGUUCUGGCAGCACAUAUGUGCAGUAGCAUCUCUUUCAGUCUAUAUUGUUAUUUACUUCAAGUUGCUUUCCUAUGUUUGAGGUUAGAACGUUCCAACUCUUUAGUUUGUUGGGUGCAUAUGAGAAAAUGAUGGCAAUUGUGUUGAACUGUUGUAUGCUAUUUUGGCUAUUACUGUUCCUUAAUGAAUAAAUGUUGGUGAAUUAUGAUUGUA